CCUCCACCCCAUUCGCCCGAGCUCCGGCGAUAUCAAGGCGAUCCCCGUCGAUUUCGGCUUCAAGACGAUUUUUAUCGCCGGUAAGGCGGUGGAAGCCGGGCGGUAGGAGCGGGAAUCGCUCGCUCGGCCGCCGGCCUGCCGCGGACGCCGGUAAACGUCGGUAAAUCGGUGGUUUCCGGCGGUAGGGCGGCGAUUACCGACGGUAUGGUGUCGGUAGAGACACCGGUGUGGCCGUCGUGGAGCGGGAUCCGCUAAUACCGAGCGGUAUUUGGAGAUUCCCGAGCGGUUUUCGUCGCUUUUGGACCGAUACACCAACACUUCAGAGGGCAGCGAUGCGUCUACUCUCACAAUGUGCGUCCUCAAGUGGAUGUGAAAGAAAUUGGAGUACGUUUGCCUUCAUCCAUACAAAGCUACGCAAUAGGAUGUGUCACAAGAAGCUCCACAAAUUGGUGUUUGUCAACUACAACCUUCGGCUUUGUAUCCAGGGUGCUAAAGCCACACCUGAGCCAAGUGACUUCGAUCCUAUUGCCGGUAUGAUGGACCUCUCAUUGUAUAGGCAACAAUCAGCUAUUCGCAAGUGGAUGGAGCUAGGGAGGUCCAAUGCAGCGCCGGCUUUGGAUGAGGAUUCUGAUUUAAGUGACACCCCAGUUCCUAGCACCAUCGUUACAGAUAUUGCACGUGAUAUUCCAGAGCUACGGAAUUUGGAUGUACGUGAAUGGGCAGAAGAGACUGUUGGUGACACACAUGUUGGUAAGAGGAAGACACGUGUUGGACCAUCGGAUCGGCAAAGGAAGAAAGGAAAAAGACAGGAUGACAUUGAAGAGGAAGAAUUUAGAACAGAUGACAGCACACCUGAUCCUAGUGUCGGUGAUGAUGAUGAUCAUGAUGAUGGGGGUGACGACAGCAGCACCGAUGCUAGUGAUGAUGGGAUUGGCAGUGGGGGAUAUGUAGGCGGAGGUGGCGGGGGUGAUGAUGUAGUUGGAGGUGGAGAGGGUAUGAGGUUUACCGGGGAGAGCCAGUUCACUCAUGCCACACAAGAUACGGAUCAUGGUGCACCUAGCUCACAACGACAGACUAGAAGCAGUGCACGUCAUUCUAUUCCCCAUGAUGAUGAUAGCUCUAGCUCAGUGAACACAGACUAUACUUAUCCACACUAUCCAUAUGACCAACCAUAUGCAUAUCCAUCAUCACAUCGAGUACCCUAUUUGCCACCCCCCUAUGUUGGCUAUACAAGCACCAACAUGCAAGAUGCUUACAAUGUGCAGGCUCAAGGAUAUGCGACAUAUGGUGCCUAUGGUGCAUAUGGGGCCUAUGGAGCCUAUGACAAUAGCUCAUAUCAACAGGAUGAGACUGAAGAAUAAACUCCAUGUGGUAUGUAUUGUGUGAACUACUAUGUAUUAUGUAUAUUGACGAUGAUGGUUUGUAAGGACUACAGUUGUGAUGAUUUGUAUGGACUAUGAUUGUGAUGACUUGUAUGGACUGUAGUUGUGAUGAUUUA
Molecule: messenger RNA, 1498 nt
Organism: Panicum virgatum (switchgrass)
Lineage: Eukaryota; Viridiplantae; Streptophyta; Magnoliopsida; Poales; Poaceae
Exons: 3
Coding region: 333-1361 (342 amino acids)
Source: RefSeq, a predicted model, not a curated record